GAGGAACCGCUAGGUGGCAAUUAUUCAGAAGUUCUCGCUGUACACUGGGAGACACCGCAAGCACCAGAGCCAUGUAAACAGAAGGCUGAUUUCAUAGAUUUUAGCCUACAGGGUUUUAGGCAAAAUCUGCAGGAAUGGGCAAGCGAGAUAAUAGAGUGGCGUACUUGAACCCAAUAGCUGCUGCCAGAGCCAGAGGACCAGCUCCCAAUUCUGGCCCCACCAUUCAGGAUUAUCUCAGCAGACCACGGCCAUCAUGGGAGGAGGUAAAAGAACAACUGGAAAAAAAGAAGAAAGGCUCCAGAGCUCUGGCUGAUUUUGAGGACAGAAUGAACGAGCGAUGGAAGAAGGAACUGGAGAAAAACAGGGAGAAGGUACUUGGUGGAGGUGAAAAGAAAGAAAAAGACAAGGAAAAGAAAGAGAAAAAGAAGGAGAAGAAAAAGUCCAGUAGGCAUUCCUCAUCUUCCUCCUCCUCCUCAUCGAGUUCUGAUUCCUCCUCCAGUUCCUCCUCAGACUCUGAAGAUGAUGAUGAAAAGAAAAAUAUGAAAAAGAAGAAAAAAAGAAAAAGAUCCUCUGCCCGGAGAGCGUCUGAUGAUUCUGACACAGAGUCAGAGACUGAUAGCAGGGAGUCAUCCAAGAAAAAGAAGAAGAAACUGGAUGCAAACAAAAACAAUUCAGAUGAAAGGGAUGGCCGAAGGAAGAGGAAAGCUGAAAGGAGUCACUCAGAGUCCUCAGAUGAGUCUGAUGUAGACAGAGAUGCUGAGUCCAAAAAGAAAAAACGCAGUAGUGAAGAGAAGGAGAAAAUUACAGUAAGCCUUCCAGUGUCAUAG
Molecule: messenger RNA, 827 nt
Organism: Cyprinus carpio (common carp)
Lineage: Eukaryota; Metazoa; Chordata; Actinopteri; Cypriniformes; Cyprinidae
Gene: fam133b
Product: family with sequence similarity 133 member B
Exons: 10
Coding region: 135-827 (230 amino acids)
Source: RefSeq, a predicted model, not a curated record